Molecule: messenger RNA, 1790 nt
Organism: Erinaceus europaeus (western European hedgehog)
Lineage: Eukaryota; Metazoa; Chordata; Mammalia; Eulipotyphla; Erinaceidae
Gene: EAPP
Product: E2F associated phosphoprotein
Exons: 7
Coding region: 149-1006 (285 amino acids)
Biological process (GO): positive regulation of cell population proliferation
Cellular component (GO): nucleus
Source: RefSeq, a predicted model, not a curated record
GAUCUUCGCGGCUGUGCUGGGAAUGGGCGAGGUGCGGGCGGAAGUGGAGCAGGGGAGUCUUUUAGGCGACCGACCAGCAGCGUAAACACACCAGCGUCUAGACAGAUGUCCUCCGGGCGGUAGGCGCUGUCGCAGCCUCUCGGCCACCAUGAAUCCUCUGCAGAAUGACGAUGACCCCUAUGCAGUUGAAGAGCCUAGCGACGAGGAGCCGGCUCUGAGCAGUUCUGAAGAUGAAGUGGAUAUACUUCUACAUGGAACACCUGACCAAAAACGAAAACUAAUUAGGGAAUGUCUUACUGGUGAAAGUGAAUCAUCUAGUGAAGAUGAGUUUGAAAAAGAGAUGGAAGCUGAAUUAAACUCUACUAUAAAAACAAUGGAAAACAAGUUAACCUCUCUGAAAACAGGAUCUUCCUCUGGAAGUGGAAAAGUUGGAACAGCUCUGACAAAGUACUAUGAUGAUAUAUAUUUUGAUUCUGAUUCUGAAGAUGAAGACAAAGCAACAAAGGUGACCAAGAAAAAAAAGAAGCAGCAACGCAGGAUUCCAACAAAUGAUGAAUUAUUAUAUGAUCCUGAAAAGGAUAACAGAGAUCAGGCCUGGGUUGAUGCACAGAGAAGAGGAUAUCAUAAUAUUGGAAUACAGAGGCCACAUCAACAACAGCCUGUUCCAAAUAGUGAUGCUGUCUUGAAUUGCCCUGCCUGCAUGACCACACUGUGUCUUGACUGCCAAAGGCACGAAUCAUACAAAACUCAGUAUAGAGCAAUGUUUGUGAUGAAUUGCUCUGUCAACAAAGAGGAGGUUCUAAGAUACAAAGUCCCAGAGAACAGGAAGAAAAGGCGAGGGCAUAAGAAGCUUCGGUCUAAUGAUGAAGAUGUUGCAGAGCAGGCAAAGACAGAUGUGGAAGAAACCUAUCACCCAGUGAUGUGCACUGAAUGUUCCACUGAAGUGGCAGUCUAUGACAAGGAUGAAGUCUUCCAUUUUUUCAAUGUUUUGGCAAGUCAUUCCUAAGUAUCACAGUUGGCAUUUGAUUGCCCAAUACUGUAUAAAAGAGUUAUUGCUGGGACUCGGUGCCUGCACUACAAAGCCACUACUCCUGGAGGCCAUUUUUUUCCUUUUGUUGCCCUUGUUGUUUAUCGAUGUUGUUAUUGCUGUUGUUGUUGUUGGAUAGGAUAGAGAGAAAUCAAGAGAGGAGUGGAAGACAGAGAGGGGAAGAGAAAUCGAGACACCUGCAGACCUGCUUUACUGCCUGUGAAGUGACCCCCUGCAGGUGGGGAACCGGAGGCUCCAACUGGGAUCCUUAAGCCAGUCCUUGCGCUUUUCGCCAUGUGCGCUUAACCUGCUGCACCACUGCCCAGCCCCCCCUUUCUAUCUGAGAUUAAAAGGGAGAGACAAAGAGGGAGAAGUUCUGCUAGGAGUAGUGGAAUUGCUCAUGCUGACUUUAUUCCCCCACUCCAUAGGAUGGUGUGACAGCAUCACUGCAUGUUGAUUUAUAGGAAUAUUUUGUCACAAGGGCACAUUUCCACAUUUCUCCAAGGUGAUGGUUAUGAUUAUAUGAAGUAUUAUGGGAUGCCUUGAGGAAUAUAAGUUCUUUCUGUAUUACACCAAAGCAGAGGACACUGGGAAAAGAAGUGGAGAGGGCAUUGGAGCCCUCGUGCAUGGUAGUGGAAAAGGACCAAUGUUGCGUGUGAAGAGUGUUUUUGCAGACGACUGUCAUGAGAUUGUAGCAAUACUUCAACUACUAUACUGUAAACCAUUAUCCCCCACACACAAUAAAAUGAUUUGAAAGAAGAGA